Molecule: messenger RNA, 5172 nt
Organism: Pungitius pungitius (ninespine stickleback)
Lineage: Eukaryota; Metazoa; Chordata; Actinopteri; Perciformes; Gasterosteidae
Product: neuronal membrane glycoprotein M6-a-like
Exons: 7
Coding region: 127-963 (278 amino acids)
Biological process (GO): neuron projection development
Cellular component (GO): neuronal cell body; axonal growth cone; plasma membrane
Source: RefSeq, a predicted model, not a curated record
AUCUACAGGGAGAUAAAAAAAAACCCUCUCACACACUGCCUCCCCCACACACACACACACACACACGCACACCAAGCGGAGAGCUAGCCUCACACUGCACAGACAAAGGGACUGUACCUAGACACGAUGGAGGAAAACAUGGAUGAUUCUCAGAGCCAGAAAGGCUGUAAGGAAUGCUGUGAGCGAUGCGUGGGCAGUCUGCCCUGGGCCUCUCUCAUUGCCACCGUUCUCCUCUACAUGGGCGUGGCCUUGUUCUGUGGGUGUGGCCACGAGGCUUUGAGCGGGACCGUCACCAUCCUACAAAACUACUUUGAAGUCAUCAGAGCACCUGGAGACACACUGGACGUGUUCACCAUUAUUGACAUCCUGAAGUACAUCAUCUACGGCCUGGCGGCUGGAUUCUUUGUGUUUGGCGUGCUGUUGCUGGUUGAGGGGUUCUUCACCACCGGAGCCAUCAGGGACCUCUACGGGGAGUUCAAGAUCUCUGCCUGCGGACGCUGCCUCACCGCAUUCUUGAUGUUCCUGGCCUACCUGUUCUUCCUCGUGUGGCUUGGAGUGACAGCAUUUACCAGCCUGCCGGUCUUCAUGUACUUCAACGUUUGGUCCAUGUGUCAGAACACCAGCUUGGUGGAGGGGGCCAACCUGUGCCUGGAUCUGCGUCAGUUUGGAGCCGUGGCCCUCUCUGAGGAGAGGAAGGUGUGUACUGGUUCCGAGAAGUUUGUCAAGAUGUGUGAAUCCAAUGAGCUGGACUUGACCUUCCAUCUAUUCGUGUGCACACUGGCAGGAGCAGGAGCUGCUGUCAUCGCCAUGGUCCAUUUCCUGAUGGCUCUAGCUGCUAACUGGGGCUAUCUAAAGGACGCUAGCCGAAUGCAGAAGUAUGAGGACAUCAAAUCGAAGGAGGAGCAGGAGCUGCAUGACAUCCACUCUACACGCUCCAAAGAACGUCUCAAUGCCUACACAUAAACAGACAGCGGGAGGAACAACACACAAACAAACCUGUCUCACACACACACACAAGCUGAUACAUGCGCGCACAAACACACAGACACGCACACGGGCUGACGGAAGGAUAGUGGAGACAUACAGUACAAAACGACCACACAAACAUGCGUUUAGAGACACUGAUUGGGGCAUCAUUAGGCAGAAAUAAUUUGUUGAUAUAAAAAGGAUGAAAACACACAAAAAGCAUGCAGUAGAUCUUUGGCUUAGGUGAUCUGUGCUAACACUUUAGCAUCCGCGCUGUUGGUUUGCGUCACACUUAAGUGACAUUUAUCGCCAAAUCAAGCAGAGACCAAAGCGUCCUCAGAAGAAGGGGUGCUGGCAGAUAGUGUCAACGAUUACAAGCACACAACAUUUUGUGAUUGUCCUCUUCAACUCGCUCCAAAAAGAAAACGCUCCUAAAUCAACUUUGUGAUAUUUCGCUCUGAAGUCCUAAAGUUUACGGGGACUUGCCUCUCCCAUUUUAGGUUCUACCCACGAUUCCCCGAAGUAGCUCUGCGGUGUGUUAAGUGCAGAACAAUCAACUGAGACUUGCAAAAGGUGCUAAAGAAAUUGGUAAACUAAAGUACAGUCUGUGUAUAAAAUAGCACAAUAAAUAUACAAUAUAUUACACACAGAAAAAACAAUGCCCAGAAAAACCCAAAGACUUUUUUAAACUUUAAUUCAGUUGUUUUCGGUCUUAAACGUGUAGUUAGUUUGGGCCAACUAUGCUAUUUCCAGAGAAAAAAAUAAUCAAAUAUUUAGGUAAAAAGUCGGUUUCACUUUGACUGACUGAGCAUUGGUCGCCAUGGUGACCGAUGGGUCGUGGAGCUGUUAGCAUGGCACACUAAAGUCAACAAUCUACAGCAGACACAAGGUUGAGCUAUGUGUCGACGAGCAGCCCCCCCAGAUGUGGUGGCUGUACAACAGGGCCACGCCCCCAAUAGCGCCAACAUCUGCUGACACACAGGAAAUACACACUCACCCACACACACACACACGCAUAGAUGUGGCUGAAUGGUCGGUGUUUUGCAGGCAGUGUUGUAUGUUGUUGUCAUGCUCUGUCGUGUCGUUUCGCCACAUUAUGAUGGAAAUGCAGAGAAAUAUGAUCCCCAAGGAACUGUGUACCUCCCAGGUACCCAUGGGUAGCUUUGAUACGUUUUCCUCUCCUGCCCUUCUCUUUUUUACUUAUUUUCCUUUGCAACCCCAUCCAUCGUCUUUCUCUAUGUGACCUGUUCAUCUUGAGCCCAGUUUCAUUAGUUGUGAAGUUUGGGAUUAAAACCCCCCAUAAAGCCACUAGGCGGCUAAUGAACAGCUAAUGAAACCAGUUCCAGUUUGCAAAGAGCUGUCCUCACAAACAGCACACCUUAGCAGUAUUAAGUCUUUUGAAAAGAGGCACAUUCUCAUCCGUUUGAUAAAUAAUGUUUUUUUUCUCACUUUUCAAAAUCUUGCCACAUUUUGUACCAGUAAUAUUUAUGUACAUUGUUUGCCUUGCUUUUUUCAAAUGGGACAGGUGUAAGGUGAUCACUUUCAAAUGUUGAUGUAACCAUUCUGUGUUUCAGUGGUUCUGCACACACAUACAAAUACGCACAAACACACGUACACAUUCCUGCGAGCUUCAAUUCUUUUCUUUAUUUUCUUUCUCUCACAAGCCCUAACAUACAACACAUUUACACUUAAUGGUAAAAGAGUGGUCUGAGGAAAGAGUACAUUUAUGAGACAGAAAGGAUAUUCUUUGAGAUUUAAAGUAGCAUAUUUAGGAAAAAAUAAAGGUGAUACAUGCAUCUUAAGUGGAUGCUACUAAAGGUUACAAGAACAAACAAACAAGUUUCAUCUUUGCCUAAACAAAGGUGUGUGAUGGACAGACGGACUGAUGGAUGCAUGAAAGGACGGAUGGAUGGAUGGAUGGAUGGAUGGAUGGAUGCAUGAAAGGAUGGAUGAAUCGAUAAAUAGAUGGACAGAUGGGCGUACAAAUGGAUGGAAAGAUGGAUGGCAUCUUUGUUGGCAUGCAUCCGUUCAUUUGCAAAGUAAAGCAAUUUUGUUGCUUUAAUAGAUAACCAUCACUAUCUUCAUCAUAAUUUUGCACUAAACAAUUUUUCUCAUUGAAACAUUUAUUUUUUUCUGUAAAUGUACCACUUUAUUUUCAGAGAAAAUCUCCUUUUAUCAUACAGUACUCUUCAAGCUUGAUUAUUACAAUAUAUUAAAAUAUUUGAAUGGCCAAGUAGCUCCCUCCUACUAAUGUGACCAAUUGAGCUCUGAGUGUAGUACUGACUAGAAGGUGAUGGAAUGAGGAAAUAAGAGAUGAAGCUCCAGUGGCUCCAGUAUAAAUGAUGCUACAUGCUUUAAUUCUUUUAUACCAACUUUUCAAAAAUCACCAACUGAAAUAUCACCAUGAUUCUGAAAGAAAGGAAAGUUUUCUGAUUCCAGUUCAAAUAUAAACUUUCCUACUUCUUUUAGAGGCCAAUCAACUUCGGUGAGUAGCAACAACUUUAAACUCAAAUUAGGUUUCUUCUUUCUUCCCAGCUCAUAUGGCACUUCUGAUUUAAAUACAUUUGAAGAAAGAAACAAAGGAAGAAUAGCAGUGUUUGUAUCUUUCCUUUUCGGGUUAGUUGAGCCAGCCGUUAGAAACGGGGCUGUAUGGAAUGUUCUGGAAUGGAGGAUUCUCUAUCUGCCAGUAGAGAUGCUGAGAGGGGAUUCAGCUCGUCUUCAGAAUGAUGAUGAUGAGGGUUUAAGUGUCGAUGAUGAAGGGUUUGAUUUGAUGAAACUACCAGCAAACACACACACACACACUUUCACACGCACACACACACACACUUCACCACCGCCAUCACUCUGAGCCGAAAUUCAUUGCUCUUUUACUUUUCACCUAUGACAUUUCACUAUUUUAUUAUCAACUUUUAAUCUUUGAGAAGUUUUAAAUGUGAAAUCAUUUAAUUUAAAAAAAAGUAAAUGUGUUUUUUCUUUUGUUUUUGCGAUCAGUAUUAAGAACUGUACCUACAUUAACUCUGUAAAAAGAUUUACAUAAAUGUGAAACAGACGACGUGAGCAGCCGGGGAGAAUGUUUCCUUUGGUUACAGAGUCUGGAGGAGGUGUUGAGCCUCGACUCCCUCAGAGAGCUGCUUUUACACACAUCAAGUAUCUACAACACAACGGUUGUCCAAAAAUAGAAAGGGGAAUCUAUUACAUAAAACAUCAAGUAUGAGGUGCGCUUCACUGCAUGAUGAUUUUUCUCCUGGUGGUGGAUGAGUUGGCUACUGUAGAAGUGGCAUGACAUUUCAAAAUCUAAAGCUAAAUACGUCCAGUGUUAUUUGCAAUAAAAGGGUUAAACCCAUGCAAAAAACAGCCCGUGGAGUCCUUCAAGACGCUAAUUGGUCACAAGAUGGCGCCUCAGACUCCGAUAGUAAUGUGGGCUUUGUUUUGUUCAUUUGAACCCGAGGUGGAGGUGUCACACACCGAUGCCAACGGACGCACAAAGCAGGCAACAAAACACGCAAUAACGCGCCCAGUGGCCGAGUGUCCAUGCAGGCACUGGUUUGUCUUCUCCCAGAACCCCGUGGGAUGUCAUUUAUUCCUGCAUCAUGGUGGUGAAAGCGCAGCUCACACCAGUUCUUUGUGUGUUGUAAAUGCAGCUGGAUUGGACUGAAAACUAAAAAAUGCCCACUGGAGUGAAGGAAGGGAGACUCCACCAGACUGGCCUCUUGUUCAGGUGUCAUGGCUGCAUACAGUCAGUUUUUUAAGGGUCUAGUUUUCCAGUAACAGUAUUCUAUCAUUUCAUUGCCUGACAAUGAAUGUUUGUCAGUGUUUUUAACUUCAGAUAAAUGAAAAAAGUUUUUUGUGCACUUAUUGAACAUUUUGAGCUCUUUCUCUCUCCUCCCCGCCCCCCCUCUCUCUCUGCCCCCCCCCCCCCCCUGUCUCCCCUCCCCGUCUUCUCUCUCUUUUCUCUCUCUCUUAUUCUUGGUGUGUAAGUGCAUUGAGCUCCCCACUGUGGGAACUGUGUAUAGUCUUGCAGCAUUGGUAAUUAUCUGAAGAAAUAACAAUGAUAAAACAAAACAAAUUCAUAACAAUGAAUAUACAGUAAUGUUAUUCGAGGUAUAUAUAUAUAAAAAAGACAAUGAAUCUAGUUGUUGUUUGUGGCAUGGUUAUGCAUUCAAUGGUCAUAAUUUCCAUGAUUAAAAAAAUAUAAAAAAACAUUAA